AUGUCCACGACUCCCUCACUACCUAUAACUCGAGAUAUUAAUCCGUCGGAGCAGGAAGAAACGUAUGUCCAUGAUGUCUACAACGAGAUAGCGUCUCAUUUUUCCAAAACUAGGUAUAAGCCAUGGCCAAUAGUUGAGAAGUUUCUAAAAGAUAGACCAAAAUAUGCAAUUGGGUUGGAUGUGGGGUGUGGAAACGGUAAAUAUUUGAAUGUUAAUGAAGAUGUUUAUAUCAUUGGUUCGGACAGGUCCGUGGGACUUAUAAGUUGUGCACAGGAUGUAUCCAACAACAAAUAUAAUUUAGCUAUUGCCGAUGGUCUUUCGCUACCACAUCCUAAUAAUAAGUUCGAUUUUGCUAUCUCCAUUGCAGUGGUACAUCAUUUUGCCACUGAGGAAAGAAGGAUCCAGGCUAUUCUGCAUAUUUUAUCUAAAUUAAAAAAAGGUGCACAAUGCUUGAUAUAUUGCUGGGCUCUUGAGCAAGAAAAUUCGCGUCGUGGUUACAAAGAAGGUGAUGACCAAGAUGUACUAGUUCCCUGGGUGCUCAGUAGCGCGUCUAAGAAACCAAAGAAGAAUGACUCUGCUGGCAACACGAGCUUCCCCAAAGGCAAUGUCGAUGAAAGUGCGCAGGCAAACGAAACCAAAUACAGGUACUAUCAUUUAUACAAACGUGGAGAAUUACCUGCAAAUGCGCUUGCCACCGGGUUGUGUACUGUUGUGAAUGAAGGAUAUGAGAAGGACAAUUGGUGGGUAAUACUACAAAGACUGUAG
Lodderomyces orthopsilosis Co 90-125 is the source of this 765-nucleotide messenger RNA. RefSeq names its product tRNA (carboxymethyluridine(34)-5-O)-methyltransferase (gene TRM9). Gene Ontology annotation, cellular component: cytoplasm; nucleus. The record is from RefSeq and is a predicted model, not a curated record. The transcript has a single exon. The coding region runs from base 1 to 765 and encodes 254 amino acids. Gene Ontology annotation, biological process: tRNA wobble uridine modification. Lineage: Eukaryota; Fungi; Ascomycota; Pichiomycetes; Serinales; Debaryomycetaceae. Gene Ontology annotation, molecular function: tRNA binding; S-adenosylmethionine-dependent methyltransferase activity.